AACGAUUGGUAUAAAUACACGAAGUACCAAAUACUAAUUAGUCGUACGAUAACCGUCAAGAACUCAAGAACCUCUCAACGAACGAAACAUGUUCGCUAAUAUAGCAACGAUCAUCGUGCUCACCGCAUUCGUCUCAACUUCCAAAGGGGAUGUUGUGUGGAACGGUUUGACUGCCAAAUGGUCGCAGAAUGUGACCGACGGUUUCUACGACAUACCGCAAAAUUUGACGGCAGCCAGAUGUCAGGGAUGGACAAAAGUCUCAGGCGUCAAUCUACCCACGGGAGAAAUUGGAAUGGGAUACUACGGGGACCCGAGAGUCGUUAUGAUUUACCUGACAUCUACGGGUGAAGUUAUUGGCUUUCAAGUUGGGGUCCCAACGAAGGACCUUGACAGUCAACACAUGCCGAUAAACUACCGGAAACAUACUGAAAUAAGGGUUAAGACCAUCAACGACGUUGAGUAUUACACGGCACUCGCGUACUUUCGUCAAAGCGCUUGCAAAGACUUCCGCAGCAUAUGGUUGAAGAAGAGAGACGGUACUUUGACCAAAAUUCCAACAAAAUCGGGACUCCUCGUCGAGCAGACGAAGUACGAGCGAAAAAAGUGCAUUACUUGGAUGGGUCUGCAUUACUACAAGAUUAACUCUGAAACCAACUGCGAUGACAUAACGCCGUUUUUUUUUCUGGCAAAUCAAACCAACAUCAUAGGCAUCGGUUUUCAGAUUAUUGGAACUGCUAGUUCAGGCCCAAAGCGAACCUGGUUCGAAAAAAUUCCGUUGCAAACCGAAGCGGUGACGAUUCCCGACGCGCCGAAGUGUAUUGCAGAAAACAUUAAAAAGUACGGUCUGAUCUCGUUUCAUCUCUGGUUCAUCAACAACCCACUCAGCCUCCAGUGUGAUACUAUUUGCCAAGACUAGACGAGCUCCGGAAUGACUCAUGACAUCGCAUCGUGCGAACUGUCGACGAGAAAAUCGGAGUUUUUCUCUAACAAAUUGUUGUUUAUUCCACUUGACGAUAAAUUCAUUUUCCAGAGAGUAAAAACAGCUCGAAAUGCUACUACAAACUACGUUGGUGAACGAGGCUUUUUAACGUGAUUGAAAGCAGACGAGAAAUGUACAAAUUCGGACAUAUAUAUUUACUGUUAAUGGAUUGGUUCUGAUAAAAACAUCCGGCUUGUUGUUCGGUUCACUUCACAUUUCUAUGUGUAGUCUACUCGUUUAUUUAUUCAUCUGUUUUUUUUUUUUU
Diprion similis is the source of this 1244-nucleotide messenger RNA. RefSeq lists its product as uncharacterized. Lineage: Eukaryota; Metazoa; Arthropoda; Insecta; Hymenoptera; Diprionidae. Bases 89 to 916 code for a protein of 275 amino acids. The record is from RefSeq and is a predicted model, not a curated record. The transcript is spliced from 7 exons.